Molecule: messenger RNA, 1740 nt
Organism: Chaetomium globosum CBS 148.51
Lineage: Eukaryota; Fungi; Ascomycota; Sordariomycetes; Sordariales; Chaetomiaceae
Exons: 5
Coding region: 1-1740 (579 amino acids)
Molecular function (GO): protein binding
Source: RefSeq, a predicted model, not a curated record
AUGAAGUUCACCCAAGCCAUCGGCCUCGUGGCCGCCCUCCAAAGCGCCCUCGUCUCCGGCAAGCCCUGUGGCGGCCCCCACCGCCCGCACUGGAAAACCCUCGCGCCCAUCCCUCUCAACCCGCGCCAAGAGCACACCACCCUCGCCCUCAACACCACCCAUCUCGCCAUCCUCGGCGGCAUCGUGCCCAGCCCCUCCAACCCGGCGCUCUUCCCCACCACGCCCCUCCUCCAACUCUACAACACGCACACCCACACCUGGCACCCCCACCCCAUGGCCCCCCUGCCCGUCGCCCUCAACCACCCCAACGCGGCCGUCGUCCGCGGACGCAUCUACCUGCUCGGCGGGCUGGACGACGACGCCGCCGACGGCGUGUGGCGCGGCACGGGGCGCAGCUGGGUCUGGGAUCCGGAGAGGGAUGUCUGGGAGGCGUUACCGGCGAUGCCCGGGGUGGCGAGGGGGAGUGCCGCGGUUGGGGUGGAUGAGGAGAGGGGGUGGGUGUAUCUUGCCGGGGGGAUGACGCAGUUGCCGUUGGUGGAGGGGCAGGGGGUGCAGGAGAGUGUGGAUGUGGUUGGGCCGGUCAAUGUGCGGGGGGAUGUGUUUGCGCUGGAUUUUGGGCGGUUGGAGGAGGGGUGGGUGACGAAGAAGGGCGUCAUGCCGACGCCGAGGGGCGGGGUGUGCGCUGGUGCGGUGGAUGGCAAGGUUUACGUCUUUGGCGGUGAGGGAAAUCCGGCGGAGGGGAGCGACGGGCGCUCAGGCCUCGCGCUCAGUUGGAUGCAGCAGCCAAUCGCGCCGACCGCCAACCGCGAAGUUCGAGCUGAUUUACAUCCUUCGCCGCAUAAUUUCACCAUGAAAUCACAACGCCGUCCUAAAAACAGGGACAAAUACGCUGUCCAACACGAUGGGACUGAAAACCUGGCUGUCAAUGUUCGGUUCAUCUACCGCUUCCUGACACUUCUGGCUCUGAAAACCACAAAGCGCUUCUACAACACCAAAGGCCCAUGCCCAUGCGCAAUUAUCUCCCCACAUCUCAUUGUCAAAAGAGGCCCGUUUGCCCACCUAACCGAAGCCGCCACGCUAAAAUUUAUCGCUGAAAAGACCUCCAUCCCUGGGCCUCGAGUGCACUGCGCUUUCCUCCACAAUAACAGAGCUUUCAUUGUUAUGGAACGACUCCCGGGCGUCACCCUCGAAGUGGCCCGGGAAUCACUGUCGGAUGCCCAACACUCUGCCAUCUUGUCGCAACUCAAGUCAAUUUUCCAGGAAUUAAGGUCGCUCCCACCACCUCCCGGCGUAGGAAUCGAAAGCUGCGUGGGCGGUUCCUUGUGCGACAGCCGCCUCCCCCAAUCCUCGCCCCGGUUCGGACCAUUCAAAACAAUCAACGAGUUCCACUUGUGGCUCUGCGACGGAUUUCGGCCGGAAGACCACCCAGCUCGUAAAGACGAUCAGGAUUGGGCGGAUAUCAGGCAAAUGACAGCUGAGCAAGACGGGCCAUGGCCGCCACCCUUCUUCACCCACGGAGAUCUGCACCCCGGCAACAUCCUGGCCUGUGGCGAUCGCGUCACUGGCAUCGUCGACUGGGAGUUUUCUGGCUGGUACCCCCACUACUGGGAGUACACUUCUGCAUGGUAUGGUCACCAUACCCGACGUGGGUGGGAAGACAAGAUCUUGAAGUUUCUCGACCCCUAUCCCAAAGAGCUAGAGAUGGAGAAGAUACGCCAGAGGUGGUGGGGAGAAGUUUGA